GCCGGCGGCGGCUCCGCGGGCUCCGGUUGCUCCCGCCUUCCCAGCGCUAUUAGCGGCCGUAGCCGCGCACCCUGGCCGGCCCGAAGGAGCGGAGGUCAUGAUUUCCAGCUUCUCAGAGCCGAGUCUCCAGUGGAGGAAAUGACUGUCAGGGAUCUUGCUCCAGAUCUGUUACAGAGACUGAACCUUCACAGGGUGCAAACUUGCCCAGGACAGGAAAGUUUCUCUCGUUGAAGGGCUUGACGUCCAUAACAAAGUAAAGAUGACGACUUCGUCUAUCAGACGGCAGAUGAAAAACAUUGUGAACAAUUACUCAGAAGCCGAAAUAAAAGUACGGGAAGCCACCUCCAAUGACCCGUGGGGCCCGUCCAGCUCUCUGAUGACCGAGAUCGCUGACCUGACCUACAAUGUGGUGGCCUUCUCAGAGAUCAUGAGCAUGGUGUGGAAGCGGCUCAAUGACCAUGGCAAGAACUGGCGGCAUGUGUAUAAGGCCCUGACGCUCCUGGACUACCUCAUCAAGACGGGCUCUGAGCGGGUGGCCCAGCAGUGCCGAGAGAAUAUCUUUGCCAUCCAGACACUGAAGGACUUCCAGUACAUUGACCGUGAUGGCAAGGACCAGGGCAUCAAUGUGCGUGAGAAGUCAAAGCAACUGGUGGCCCUCCUCAAGGACGAGGAGCGACUGAAAGCUGAGAGGGUCCAGGCCCUCAAAACCAAAGAGCGCAUGGCCCAGGUUGCCACUGGUAUGGGCAGCAACCAGAUCACCUUUGGUCGUGGCUCCAGCCAGCCCAACCUCUCUACCACCUACUCGGAGCAGGAGUAUGGCAAGGCCGGGGGAUCACCAGCCUCCUAUCAUGGCUCGCCCGAGGCCUCGCUGUGCCCCCAGCACCGCACGGGGGCCCCGCUGGGUCAGAGCGAGGAGCUGCAGCCGUUGAGCCAGCGUCACCCCUUCCUGUCGCACCUGGGGCUGGCCUCCCACCCAAAUGGUGACUGGUCCCAGCCCUGCCUCACUUGUGACCGCGCAGCCCGAGCCUCCACUUCCCCUCGGGUGUCCUCCGAGCUGGAGCAGGCCCGGCCCCAGACGAGCGGAGAAGAAGAACUGCAGCUACAGCUGGCGCUUGCCAUGAGCAGAGAAGUGGCUGAGCAGGAAGAGCGCCUCAGGCGGGGUGACGACCUCAGACUACAGAUGGCCCUGGAAGAAAGCCGGAGAGACACUGCUCAAGUUCCAAAAAAGAAAGAGCCCGGCUCCUACCCACAGCAGACCACUCUGUUGGAUCUAAUGGACGCCCUCCCCAGCUCAGGCCCUGCUGCCCAGAAAGCAGAGCCCUGGGGCCCACCAGCCUCAGCUAACCAGACCAACCCCUGGGGUGGGCCAGCAGCCCCAGCCAGCACUUCGAACCCCUGGCCAUCAUUUGGUGCCAAGCCCGCUUCCUCUGCCGACCCCUGGGGAGUUGCCCCCGGAGCCAGCACACACUCGGUCUCCACGAGCGCAGAUUCCUGGGCAGCCCCACAGCAGCCUGCCCCCAGUGCCGAGAAAACCGCUGGCGCCUGGGCCGCAGCCUCUGCCGCCCAGCCCACGCCCUCUGGAGCCUUGGAUCUCUUCAGGAAUUUGAAUGGGACAAUUAAAGAUGACUUUUCUGAAUUUGACAACCUCCGAACUUCAAAAAAAACAGCUGAGGUGGUGGCCUCUCUGCCAUCCCAAAAAAAUGGAACUACGAGCCCCGACCCCUUUGAGUCUCAGUCCUUGACCAUCACCUCGAGCAAGCCCAGCAGCGCCCGGAAAACACCGGAGUCCUUCCUGGGCCCCAAUGCGGCCCUGGUGAACCUGGACUCGCUGGUGACCAGGCCAGCCCCGCCGGCCCAGUCCCUCAACCCUUUCUUGGCACCAGGUGCAGCUGCGGCUUCGGGCCCGGUCAACCCAUUCCAGGUGAACCAGCCCCAGCCUCUGACACUGAACCAGCUGCGGGGAAGCCCAGUGCUGGGGACCAGCACAUCCUUCGGGCCUGGCCCAGGUGUGGAGCCCCUGGCUGUGGCCUCCAUGACCUCCACAGCCUCACACCCCGCCCUAGGGGCCAGCAGUUCCUCUCUGACGCCGUUAGGCCCUGCCACAAUGAACACGGUGGGCAGCGUGGGCAUCCCCCCAUCGGCAGCGCAGGCUACUGGCACAACCAACCCUUUCCUUCUCUAGUGCCCAGGCCCGGGCCCGCAGCGGAGCAAAUGCCCCGAGCACCUGUGUCCGAGGACGCCACGCAGGGACUCCCGCUGUGGAAUGGUGUCUGAGAGUCGGGGUGGGGUAGGCCUUUCCGCCCGUUUCCUGUGGAAGGGUCGUCUUUAUAGCCCAUCCUCAGACUCGAGCGGGCGGCUCGCUGAGCGGCAGGUCCGGUGCGCAGCUCUCUGCACCUUCUGGCGCCCUGCUCGCCCACCCCAGCCUGGCCCCUGGACGCCUCCUCCCAAGUGCAGGGUGCCGGCUCCUGUGAGGACCAGCAGGCUCUCCGGGCCUCGGUUAGGGAGCAGCAUCCUCACUGUCGCCCUUGCCUGGAGCUCCACCUGAGUGAGGGUCUUGAGACACUGCCUCACCAGGACUUGGGGUGGCCGCCUUGUCUUUGCCCUUCACCCCUAGCCCUGCCCACACCCAGGCAGCCCCAGGUGUGGCUGGAAUGAAGUGCCGGCUCCGUUAGACCCGGACCUGUAGGGGAAGUGGUUGUGCAUAUUUCCCUGACUCGUGUGUGAGUUCGGAGGAAACCACCACCGUGGAACCACUGGCAGUGACCCGCUGGGGCAGCUCCCGCCUGGCCCGGGCGCGGCCCCGCACAGCUGUGCUCGUGUGUUUGCACAUGUUCCGUUUAGUGCAGUUUCUCUUUGAGUUUGCAGAAUUAUCUAAUAGUCUUUUUUUGGCUAAUAUUUUUAUAACGUGGUUCUUAUUUAACUGUCUAGUUUUGAUAGAAUUUACCAGGUCAGGCUGAAUUAAGAUAUUGGCACAUGUCAUGUUAGUAGUUUAAAUUCUCUUAUUUAUGGUUUUAACUCUGUAAGAAAAUUUAAAUAGGAAGAGACAAAAAAAAUGCCUUAUGGAAAAACUAAAGCAAAUUCUUUAUAGGAAAAAUAUGAGAAUUUGAUUACACUUAAAAGAUUAUGUUUAUUUAAAAAAACAAAACAAAAAAAAAACCAACAGCAACAAAAAGAAACCUCUAGCCUCCAGUUGCCUUUUCCUUUAAUUCCCUUUUUUGGUGAAUUACCAAACUGAUUGACUUUCAGCCUUUUUGGCCAGAUGCUAAGAAAGAAACUAUUUUUCUUACUGAUAUACCAGCAUCAAAAAGUUAAAGAAAAAAAUCUAAUGUAUGAAUGUGACUCACCAGUGUUUAUCAGCUAACUCCUCUGUAACUGAAGGCAUGCAUGGAUUAACAGGGACUCCGUCUGCCUCGGGGAUGUGAAGCGGGAGACGUCUUGGCCUGUGUGUCUGAUCUCUGUCUUGAUCCUCCCUCAGGAUAAAGAUAAGGAUAACGUGGAGAAACACUUGUCUGGGGGGCAGGGGACUUCUUAGCCCCCGGCUCUCUGGGGGUCUGAUGGCUGAGACAGGGUGAGGGACCAGGGCUGGCCCUGACCCACCCACCUGCUAACUCCAGACACACAUCACAGACUUAAAAAUCAUCAUCUCUUAUUUUGGAGAAGAACAAAAAAAUCGUUCUCACACAGGAUAGAAUUUAACAAACAUGCAUUACUGUUACCUCCCUCCGCCCACUUCCUCUUGUCCUCACCCUACCCACCACUAUAAAAAGUAUUAGGUCAUGAACUAAAGACCAGAAAAGACUUGCUUCUCCCCAGGAAAGUGACAUUUCCCCUGAACCCUGUGUCUGGUCAGCUUGCCUCACAUUCCACCGUGGAUUCCUUAACUCUGCUAACAGAAGGGCAGCUGAUCUCUGGUGGUCCCUCUGAGCAGGGACGGGCCCCUCUGGGCGCAGGAGAGGACCUGCCAGGAGUCAUGCGGGCUGCAGCCCAUUCAGACUGCCCUCCCGUCCCUUCUGUUUCCGCGUCCUGGGCCCACUGUGGGCUCCAAAGGCUACUUCUGGCCUCUUGGAGCCUGGGGGUGGGUGGAGGCAGUGGACUCAGGCAGGGUGCUUCCCAGGCCGGUGCGGCCUGGCCACCAGCCGGUCAGACUACACUCGGCUGCUUGGGUCGGUGCUGCUUCUCUAACAGUCGGUCCCUCCUGCAGUGCAGCCCCCAGGCCGCCCAGACGCCCGCCCCCAGCACAGGCACCUUGGCCCCACUGCCCGCUGCACUGAUCUGGAAGCCACCAGCCGUGGCCACGCCUGCUGUCCACGUGCCGUCACAUUCCCUUCUGGCAGGCACUCUGGUGGGGGUCACCAAGCCAUUUCCUCACUCCCAGGGUCCGG
Molecule: messenger RNA, 4382 nt
Organism: Molossus molossus (Pallas's mastiff bat)
Lineage: Eukaryota; Metazoa; Chordata; Mammalia; Chiroptera; Molossidae
Gene: EPN2
Product: epsin 2
Exons: 11
Coding region: 260-2182 (640 amino acids)
Biological process (GO): endocytosis
Cellular component (GO): plasma membrane; endosome; clathrin vesicle coat
Molecular function (GO): phospholipid binding; clathrin binding
Source: RefSeq, a predicted model, not a curated record